AUGCCGAGAUCGGAUGACGAAGUGAUAGCAGACAGCGAGGAAGAGGAUUCCAUGAUGUUAGAGCCUGUUGAGAAGACCGGCGGACAAGCGGGAGUACAUGCACCGUCAUCCAUUCAAACUGCCAGCACGCUCCAUCGCGAAGCGAGCGAGAUCUCUGCCUUUACUCAUGAUGCUAAUAUAUCCCGCACUACUGUUGCCUCCAGCUCCUCGAUAUCCAAGCCAUCUACUCCUUCCGUCAACGCGGCUUCCAAGUCCACCAGCUCAAACCGCCCCAGACCUAAGCCCAAGCCCGCAUACAAGGGUGCCCCAGGCGUGGUAGGCAGUAACGGCACACCUAGCGAUGCGCCAUCUGCCAUUGAUACGUCGACUGGCUCAGCACCGCCUGCAUCAUCAUCAGAUAUUCAAACUGCAUCUUCGUCGAACAAAGGCAGGGUGUCUACAGGAUCAGCAUCGUCUAGCGCAAAGAGAAAGGCACUUGAUAUGUCUACCGAGAUCAUAGAGGUGUACUCACAAGACAUUGCCGAAGUCGCCAAAAUGCGGUCGCGCGUACGUCAGGCAAAGGCGACGGGGAAACAGCCUGCUCCUCCACAGAUUGACGACGUCAUCGAGCUCUCUUCAGACGCAGAUGAUGAGCUGUCUCUUCUUCCACCGCUCAAGCCCAGCAAGUCCAAGCCGCGAAAGUCGCCGCCUCCGAGAAAGCGCGCCAAAACAUCCCACCCGCCCACAGAAGAGUCCGACCCCCCACCGCUCCCCGUCCUCUCUCCCGAUAUCUUGUUCGACCUCGGCUCCCAGCUGCCGCCGUCCGAUCCGCCCCCGCCGUCUACGGCUUCGGCGCCUCCGGUAUCCCCACCGUCGGACCUUGCGGCGGCCCGUAACAAUGACACGCCGCCGUCGUCUCCGCUGCCGAGGCCUAGCCGGGUGCGCAAGCGCAAACCCGCUGCGCCGCUGCCAGACAUCGAAGACGACACAAUGCAUCUGGAUGCCCACAACCUGCAGGAUGAGCCUCCGCUUCCUCCCCCUGCGUUCUUCGCGGGUUCGUCUUCGUCACCACCAGUGCCCGUACCCCAUGGCAGAAUCGAGUCGCUGUCUUCUUCGAAGGGUGUCUCGGGUGCGACGAACCCCGACGAUGGUGGAGCGAAGCCGAAAGCAAAGACAAAGGGUCGGAAGGACGAGGCAAAUAAUGACAGUGGCGCGGUCGAAGCACCCACAAAGAGCAAAUCGAAGGCGCGGAAGAAAGCCAGAGAUGACGAUGACGACGAAUGGAACAUGGCCCAAGAACCCGCGCUGAAGGCACGCAAGAAGGCGGCAGACAACGACGACGAUGACUGGGAUGGCGACGCACCGCCAAAUCCGAAGCGCAAGGCGCCAGCAAAGAAGAAGGGCAAGAAGGUGGCCGUGGAGAAGCAGGUGGAGGGCGCAAGCAAGGCGCGAAAAUCGAGCACCAGUAAGGGCAAAGAGAAGGCAAAGGCGCCGACCAGCAAGGAGUUCAUUGAUGAUUCGGACGAAGAGCGGGACACACUGUUGAUGCCUCCACCGAAAGACGUGCCUCAGAAGGCUGCGAAUUCUGGUCGUACGUCUGCUUCCACCAGUGGAGGGUCGGUCGACGAUAAUUUGGAACGGAACCCAUUCCGAGCGGGGAUCGAAGGCCAGGACAUUGUAGAUUUGAGCGGCGUGAAGGAAGCGCAGGACUCACCGCUACAGACAUCAAAGAGUACCUCCACGUCGAACGGGACAACGGACAACAGCAGUGAGUCAACGCCAGCUAGCAGCAAGAGCAAAGGGAAGAAACGAGCCAUCGUUCUGUCAGACGGUGAGGAAGAAGAAGUAGCUGCAGGUUCCCGCAGCGCCAUGGCCCGUCGGAAGGAGCCAGGCAAGAUUAUUGGUACCGGAAAGACCAACGGGAAAGACCCGGAGGAGCAAGACAGUGAGAGCGACAAGAGCAAGGAAAAUCUUGAACCAAGCGGCUCUGCGUCGAUGCUACCUCCACCUCCGCCAUCUAGGUUUUCGAGCUCGUCACGCGCGUAUUCGAUCGGGUUAAAGAAAUCGACACCAAUGUCCGAGCUCAUUCGCAAGGUCAACUCGCUCCCCGGGUCGCCCUUCGCUUCCCCUCGCCCUACUUAUUCGCCAUACGCGAAGUCCUCCAAGAAUUUGCUCAAACGUAUCGCGCCGCUCCAUGCAAAUCGGCGUACACCUCCCCCGCCACUUCCUCGUCCUCCACCACCAAAGAAGACGAAGAAACAGCUGGAGCUAGAGGAGAAGUGGGAAAUGGAACUGGAGGAGAGCGUGGAGGGAUGGUACUGCCUGUCUGAAGAGGAACGGGCGACGCUGCGCAGGGCGAAGAGGGAUAUGGAGAUGGGUGUCGAAGAUUAA
Molecule: messenger RNA, 2370 nt
Organism: Sparassis crispa
Lineage: Eukaryota; Fungi; Basidiomycota; Agaricomycetes; Polyporales; Sparassidaceae
Exons: 3
Coding region: 1-2370 (789 amino acids)
Source: RefSeq, a predicted model, not a curated record